This is a messenger RNA of Gamsiella multidivaricata, 1961 nucleotides long. RefSeq names its product Na+ dependent nucleoside transporter C-terminus-domain-containing protein. The coding region runs from base 120 to 1931 and encodes 603 amino acids. The record is from RefSeq and is a predicted model, not a curated record. NCBI's taxonomy places the organism in Eukaryota, Fungi, Mortierellomycota, Mortierellomycetes, Mortierellales, Mortierellaceae. Gene Ontology annotation, molecular function: nucleoside transmembrane transporter activity; symporter activity. Gene Ontology annotation, cellular component: membrane. The transcript has 2 exons. Gene Ontology annotation, biological process: nucleoside transmembrane transport.
UACCAUUUUUCUCUUCUUUCCUUUUAGAUUCAUCUUUCCUUCCUGCAUUUCCUUUCCCUUUCUCACUCCUUUCUACUGAUAUCCAACUAUCAUCCUUACGAGUCGAUCAAUUGAACAAAAUGUCAAGAGAGGCGUACCCGUAUUCGGUCGACGACGAGAAGCUGGAUUACAUGGAGUCGCAGCCUCCUAGUGACGAAGAAGUGAUAGAAAACAAUAUUUCAAUACAACCGCAGCGACGACGUGAUCAUCCGACCAGUAAUAACAAAAUUGGCACUGCUGAGGACAAUAAAGUCGAGGAAGAAAAGGCAGAUUCGGUGCAUUCAGCAGAAGACGUCUCAACUACGACGACGGCUUCAUCAUACCAUGGGCGGUUCCCGGUCUACUAUAACAACAAGGUUCUAGUGCACCAUGCGAUCGCAUUCGUGGCGUGCACCUGUCUCUUCAUCCCCGCGGUCGUGAUCCAUAAGGAGGGCAAUAUCCUGGUACUUUCUUUGUUGUAUGCGGCGAUUGUGUGGUGGAUCGUGGUGAGACAUUUGCCAAAGGGAACGAUUGCAGGACCGGUAAGCACGGUUUGGAAUGAUGGAGCGAGGGCGAUUGGGAGGUUGCCGAAGUGGUUGGUCCGGGGGCUGGGAUUCGGACUCCCGCCAGCGGCCCUGAUAUUGACGGCAGCUUUGAGGCCAAAUGAUGCUCAUGGAACAAGAGCACAGAGACUGGUUAGUUGCUUGGGACUCGUGGUGUUAGUGUCGCUCGUUAUUGCGUUCUCAAAGAACCGCAAGGCCAUCUCCUGGAAGAUCGUCUGGACGGGGAUAUUCAUGCAGUACAUCCUUGGAGUCCUCAUCAUACGCUGGUCUGUUGGCUAUAAUGUCUUCCAAUUCAUUUCGCAACAGGCUGAGAACUUUCUCAGCUAUGCCUCCCAGGGCCGCGAGUUUAUCUUUGGGCCGAAUUCAGUCACCUACAACGGCACGGCCAUCCCUUUCGCGAGUUCCUUUGCGGUCUCGGUCCUGCCUGCGAUCAUCCUCUUCGCAGCUGUAAUUCAGUGUCUGUACUACUACAACAUUGUCCAAUCCGUCGUCGCAGGCAUGGCCAAGGUUGUGAUCCACAUCAUUGACAUCUCUGGCGUCGAGUGUGUUGCUGCCUGUGCUGCGCCCUUUGUUGGAAUGUCCGAGGCAUCCAUGCUGGUUGGUCCGUUUGUCUCGGAGAUGACUGAGGCGGAACUACAUCAGGUCUUGACCUCUGGUUUCGCGACGAUUUCCGGGUCCGUGUUCCUGGGAUUGUUGGCCUUCGGUGCGGACGCGACCGCGUUACUGACAUGUUGCAUGAUGUCUGUCCCCUGCGCGAUUGUGAUCUCAAAGAUCCGGUUCCCUGAAGAAGAAGUUCCGCUGACGAGGGGCACGGCGAUCUCGCCUGCAUACAAAGACCGGGAGUCGAAUGCGAUCCACGCGAUCUCGAACGGCGCAAUCUUUGGUAUCAAGCUGUGCAUCGUCAUCAUUGCGGUCCUGCUCGCUGUGAUCUCGUUACUCGGUCUCGCGAACGGCUUCCUGGGUUGGAUCUUUCAUUUCUACGGAGUUGAAAUUUCGAUUCAAAAGAUCGCGUCCUGGAUGUUGUAUCCACUUGCGUGGCUGAUCGGGAUCCCUUCCGGGGAUCUGAGAGAGUCGGCGGAGGUGAUGGGAGUGAAAUACAUCUUGAACGAGUUUGCGGCGUUUGCGGCGUUUACACAAAUCCAGGACUCGUUGGAGCCAAGAACAAAGCUGUUGACGACCUAUGCGAUGGCAUCGUUUGCGAACAUCGGAAGUAUUGGAACGCAGAUUUCGUUAUUUUUGACGUUGUCGCCAGACCGAUCGGAUGCGAUCGCAAGGCUGUCGUUCUCGGCGUGUAUGUGUGGGGCGGUUUCUACUUUGAUCUCUGCGUGCAUCGCUGGUAUUGUUUCUUGAAGACGUUUUUAGCAAGUGCAAAAGCUUUAU